Molecule: messenger RNA, 1720 nt
Organism: Impatiens glandulifera
Lineage: Eukaryota; Viridiplantae; Streptophyta; Magnoliopsida; Ericales; Balsaminaceae
Product: histone deacetylase 9
Exons: 14
Coding region: 190-1482 (430 amino acids)
Molecular function (GO): histone deacetylase activity
Source: RefSeq, a predicted model, not a curated record
GAAGAAGAACAGUCACUCUUUACCGCUUGAAACAUCUCGGAAUCCAUUUACUGACUGAGAGACGAAGCUAUGAAAUUCUAGAACUAGGGUUUUCCAAAGUUCCUUCAUUUUCUAGCAGCUCAAUUAAUCAAAGAGGGAAUUCUCCGACGAGUUCCAUCCACAGAACACUCUCUCCUCCGCUGCUACAAGAUGCGCUCUAAGGACAAAAUCGCCUAUUUCUACGACGGAGAUGUCGGCAGCGUCUAUUUUGGGCCAAACCACCCAAUGAAGCCGCACAGACUUUGUAUGACUCAUCAUCUUGUUCUUUCCUAUGACCUCCACAAGAAGAUGGAGAUUUAUAGGCCUCAUAAAGCAUAUCCUGUUGAGCUGGCCCAGUUUCACUCCGCUGAUUAUGUUGAAUUUUUGCAUAGGAUUACACCUGACACUCAACACUUGUUUUCUACUGAAUUGGCUAAAUAUAAUCUUGGGGAAGAUUGUCCCGUGUUUGACAACUUGUUUGAAUUCUGUCAAAUAUAUGCUGGUGGAACAAUAGAUGCUGCUCGCAGAUUAAACAAUAAGCUAUGUGACAUUGCCAUAAAUUGGGCUGGUGGAUUACAUCAUGCUAAAAAAUGUGAGGCAUCUGGGUUUUGUUACAUCAAUGAUCUUGUUUUGGGCAUUUUGGAGCUAUUGAAGUACCAUGCCCGUGUAUUGUACAUUGACAUAGAUGUACAUCAUGGCGAUGGUGUUGAAGAAGCUUUCUAUUUCACGGAUAGGGUGAUGACUGUUAGCUUCCACAAGUUUGGAGACUUUUUCUUCCCUGGGACUGGCGAUGUCAAGGAAAUCGGAGAAAAGGAAGGAAAAUUCUAUGCUAUUAACGUUCCGCUGAAGGAUGGAAUUGAUGACAAUAGCUUCAACCGGUUGUUUAAAACAAUAAUUUCCAAGGUUGUGGAGAUAUACCAACCAGGUGCUAUUGUUCUUCAAUGUGGAGCAGAUUCACUUGCUGGGGAUCGAUUAGGUUGCUUCAACCUCUCUAUUGAUGGGCAUUCUGAAUGUGUUAAAAUUGUGAAGAAAUUCAAUUUGCCAUUACUGGUAACUGGAGGUGGAGGAUAUACAAAGGAGAAUGUGGCCAGAUGUUGGGCUGUAGAAACUGGUGCCCUGCUUGACACAGAGCUCCCUAAUGAGAUCCCAGAAAAUGAGUAUAUUCAAUACUUUGGUCCAGAUUACUUGCUGAAGAUUCCUGGUGGGCACAUAGAGAACAUGAAUAGUAAAUCAUAUAUAAGUACCAUUAAAAUGCAAGUGUUGGAAAACCUCCGUUGCAUUCAACAUGCUCCUGGUGUGCAGAUGCAAGAUGUUCCACCCGACUUCUAUAUACCCGAUUUUGACGAGGACGAGCAAAAUCCUGACGAGAGAAACAGUCAACACACACAAGACAAGCAUAUCCAACGUGAUGACGAGUACUAUGAAGGUGAUAACGAUAAUGAUAAUAACAUGGACGAUUCUUAAAGGUGAAAGUGAAAGAUAACUGACUCUAUGUAAGCUCCGCUAUGUUCAUAUUUUUGUGUUAAGAUUUCUGUCAUUUUCUUUUCUUCUUCUUCUUCUUCUGUAAAGCUCUUUGAUGUUAGUUGUAGCUUUUGUCAUUGUAAGACUGUCUUGUCUUAGUUUCUCAUUUGAAUACAGUUUUCUUUUUGUUUAAAAUGAUUGUGAAAUGUUUCCAAGGGUUGGACUUGGAUUUUGAAGGGUU